AUGGACGCGGAAGAAGAUGACGGGAUGGAAAGUUUUGACAUCAGUGAACGAGACUUGGAGUAUGCUUUGAAUCCGGGAUAUCGUCGCGGAUUAUCAAAGGAUCAACAAUUAUAUGGUAUUUGGGCUGAUCGUGAGGAAAGUGACAAUGAAGAUAUACAUGCUGGGUUCGGUUCAAAAGGUUCAAAGAAGCAAAAUAAAAAUUAUUCCGCACCAGUGACAUUCGUCAGUGGUGGUAUAAAAUAUGGUAAUGCAAUUGAAGGGGAGAAUAAAAAUGAUGAUAAUGAUAGAAUGGAUGAUGAACCAGUUUCUGUAGCAAAGCCACGGCGGUCAUUUCGUCGACAGGCAGGUGCAAAUGUUUUUGCCGGACUUCGUUUGUCGUCAACGCAUAGUGUGGUGGAUCCUGACAAAUUCGCAGAUUGGGCGAAACAUUCCAAAUCUGAUGUGAUUAUGAAAAUGAUGCGUAAAAUGGGUUAUGUACCGGGACAAGGGCUGGGCGCAAAUAAACAGGGUAUUGUGGAACCCAUUCAAGCGGUUCUUCGACCAGGGAGAGCAGCAGUAGGUGCCUACGGAAGAGAAUCUAAAGGACCGAACUUUGGAGAAUCAGCGGGAGAGUCACAAAAAAGAGCGGAAAACAGUAAAGAUGAUGAAAAAGUUGAAGAACCAGCGAGGCGGGGAAAUUGGAAAAAGAUUGGUUCGAAGAAAAGUGUGAAAUAUCAGUACAAAACGAUUGAUGAAGUGAUUGCGGAAGGCGGACCACUCAAGCAACGACUCAACAGUGGAAGUAGUGGUGUCAAAGUUAUCGACAUGACAGGCAAGGAACAAAAAAUUUAUUCCGGUUAUGAUGCUUACGCAGCUAAGACCAGAGCGGUCGCAGAAGCACAGAUGGAACGUCUUGCAUUUGAUGUACCAGAAUUGAUGCAUAAUUUAAAUUUGUUAAUCAACGAAACUGAAGAAACAAUACGUCAAAAUGACCGGCAAAUGCGCUUCCUAAGAGACCAAACAGCAGCUCUCGAAAAUGAUAGUGUUCAAAUACAGGCUGCUUUGUCGAAAGAACGUGAAGAGCAAGAACGGGUGGAAGAACUAAGUGACUUAUUGGAAAGGUUCUCUGUCAAAAGCGAUGAAGGAAAUAUAACGCUUGAUGAAUGUCGAGAAUUAUUCCAGAAAAUGCAGACAGAAUACUUUGAGGAAUAUCGUUUGUUCAGAUUGGAAGAAAUAGCUAUCGCAAGCGUUUUACCACUAAUUCAGCAUUACUUCUUAACGUGGAAUGCUUUUGACGACGAACAAAUGAACUACGGUAUCGCGUUAAUGAGUGAAUGGAAAAAGAUACUGGAAAUAGAACAGCGUGGUAUAUUCAAUGUCACUAAAAGUUUAGAAAACCUCUCACCGUUUGAGCGACUUCUUUGGGAUGGAUGGAUGCCGGUGAUGAGAAAAACUGCGCUACGGUGGAAUCCACGAGACGAUCCCCAAUCGAUGUUGCAUGUCGUUGAAAAAUGGCUACCUUUAUUACCUUUAUGGAUGCGCGAGAAUCUUCUAGAACAAAUAAUAAUUCCACGAAUAGCUGCUCAAGUGGACGAAUGGAAUCCUCUAACGGAUCGCAUACCUAUUCAUACAUGGUUACACCCGUGGCUGGAUGUAAUGGGUGAUCGACUUCAGUCGAUCUUUUCCCCUAUUAGACAAAAAUUAGCUAAAGCAUUGAAAGAGUGGAAUCCAACGGACAGAAGUGCCUUGUCUAUGCUUCGACCAUGGAAAGGUUGUUUUGCAUCAGCAACUAUGUCUGCUUUUCUGGCAAUGAACAUUAUACCCAAACUUGAGAAGGCUUUGCAAGAGAUGACUUACGAUCCUACAAAAAAUCAUCGGUACGAUGAAUUUUAUGCUGUGCUGGACUGGGUUGAACUGAUUGGUAUGGAAGGUAUUGCCACUAUGCUGGUACGUAGUUUCUUCCCAAAGGUAAUGAUUUAA
Molecule: messenger RNA, 1959 nt
Organism: Acanthocheilonema viteae
Lineage: Eukaryota; Metazoa; Nematoda; Chromadorea; Rhabditida; Onchocercidae
Source: the annotation of a GenBank genome assembly